Molecule: messenger RNA, 4347 nt
Organism: Cloeon dipterum
Lineage: Eukaryota; Metazoa; Arthropoda; Insecta; Ephemeroptera; Baetidae
Product: ubiquitin carboxyl-terminal hydrolase 2-like
Exons: 12
Coding region: 141-2513 (790 amino acids)
Biological process (GO): protein deubiquitination
Cellular component (GO): cytoplasm
Molecular function (GO): cysteine-type deubiquitinase activity
Source: RefSeq, a predicted model, not a curated record
AGUGCGAAGCUCCUUUACCAUGAUCGUCACGUUCCUCUUUCUUACAUAGUGCAAAGCCAUCACUGCCUAUUUAUUGCAAGUUCAUAGCGCGCUUUCAUUCCGCGGCGGCGACCACAUACAGGGCUCCGUCCGCCGCCGAAAUGACGACCUCCUCUCCUUACUGGGCCUACAGGCCGCUGCUUUACUGGGGAUGUGAGAUGCCGGUAACAUCGUCAUACUCUCGGGGCGACGUGACGGUGCUACCCUCUUCGAGCGGAACCUCGCGAAUAAUGCCCGUGCCAUCAUCUUCAGGUACCUCCACUCGAAGAUCAUUUUCCUCGACCUCUGGUGUCUCCUCAUCUGGCUCCUAUAACUAUCGAACGUUGGAACGACCCCUUUACCUAAGUUCAGUUAGCGCGACAGGAUCCUACCUAACCUCAAGAACGUCUAGAAUAUCCUCAAGUUUAAACGAAUACAAGCCCUCAUCGGAAUACAAGAGCUCCAUCCUCAACUCGUCCUCCAGUUCGUACCCAAACAACGGCAGUAGCAGCAGCAGUGGGUACAGGAGCCGUUACUCUGGCAUGUCAUCUACGACUAGCAGUGCGUCUGCGGCUAAUAGCUACUCAUCCCCAAGCUAUUCUCGGACCUCAUCCACCACCAAUGACACUGACAAUAGGGAGCGUGAAAAUGGCACCACUUCAUCCUGGAGGUCACGAGUCUACGCUGACACCAACACCAAUUCCUCCUCCUCCUCUGCAUCGAGUAAGCGACUGGACGGAGGCCAGCAGACAGCUUCCGCCUCUUCUCCCUCCUCGAGUGCUGGCAGGAUCCAGCGACCAACUCUUCAAGAGUCCAUUGAUGCUGUUGCAUCUAAACUGUCCGCGGUUAAAGACACUAGCUCUGGGGCAACAAGUAAAUACAAAAGCUCAUACCUGAAUGACGUUUCUGCAACCAGGCCUACUACUCUGAGAUCUCGAAAUACGCAGGAUCCCGACCUUGACGACAAAGACGAGGCCCGCCGACCCUCGGUCUUAGAGAUGAGGCGAUUAUUUGACCCUUUGUUGACCACGUCUGACUCUAAUCGGGCAUCAAAGGAGGCUGUGACCAGUUCGGUGUCCGCUUCGGCGCCAACGAGCAGUUCUAAAGCAGCAGCAGCAGCAGUGUCCGGCUCCUUCGCCAACAACACAGAGCAGCAGAAGCCAGUGCCGUCAAAGCAGGACUCGGACGAUGAAAGUUCGGAGAGUGAGGAGAGCGAAGAGUCGGAGGAGUCGAGUUCCGAGGAGGCCGCCGCGGCCGCCACUGCCACCGAGACCAAGGGCUCGACCGCCCGCAGGUCGCGGGCGAACACCAGCGCUGGCCUCCCUGCGGGCAGUGAGGAUGGCGCCGCCGCCGAUCACAAUGACGAGGGAUCAAGCUCUGGCCUGGAAGGAUCUCCCAGAUUAGGAAGAGGCAAGAAUGAGAGAGGAGGUCUCGUCGGUCUGCGGAACAUCGGGAACACUUGCUUCAUGAACUCCGUGCUACAAUGCCUGAGCAACACACGACCCUUGCUCGAGUACAUUCUAGCAGAGGGAUACCUUUCCGAAAUCAAUAACUCCUCUUCAUCCAUGAAGGGGGCGCUCAUCAAAGCAUUUGGCUCUUUGCUACAAGAGCUGUGGAAGGGCGACAGCGACGAGCGCGUGGUCAACACGAGCUCCUUCAAGAGCCAGGUGCAGCGGUUCGCGCCGCGAUUCAUGGGCUACGCCCAGCAGGACGCGCAGGAGUUCCUGCGCUACCUGCUCGAGGGCCUCCACGAGGACGUCAACCGGGUGACCACGCGGCCCAAACCCAUCCUGACCGAGAUCGACGACUCGCUGAGUGACUCGCAGAAAGCCAUGGAGGCGUGGAAGCGCUACCUGCGCAGGGACGACAGCAAGAUCGUCGACAUCUUCGUCGGGCAGCUCAAGUCGACGCUGCAGUGCACCGUGUGCGGACACUGCUCGGUCACGUUCGACCCCUUCUGGGACUUGUCUCUGCCCAUACCGCCAAGCGAGAGAUACGGUCAGGUGCGGCUGGCGCAGUGCUUCGACUUCUUCACCAAGGAGGAAGUCCUCGACGGCGAUGAGAAGCCGACUUGCUCUCGGUGCCAGACAAGACAGAAAUGCCUCAAGAGUUUUUCAAUCCACAAGUUCCCCAGAAUCCUUGUGCUCCACCUGAAGCGGUUCUCGCCAUUGGAGAGAUACCGUGGCAAGCUGAGCUGCACGGUGGACUUCCCCCUGCAGGGUCUGGACCUGAGCGCGUACGCCUCGGCCAGCAAGGGCAGCAGCCUCGGACAGUCGUGCGCGUACAACCUUUACGGAGUGGCCAACCACUCCGGCACCACCUACUCAGGCCACUAUGUGGCAGCUUGCAAACACCCUUACUCCUCAACCUGGCAUGAAUACAAUGAUUCAAGGGUUUCGAGCACGUCAGCGCGCAGUGUAGUCAGUUCAGAGGCCUACGUUCUUUUCUACGAGCUGGCCUCGUCAAACACAAACAACAGCUCGUCGCACCUCUGACCGUAGCAUCAAGCGAAAGGCCACCUUGUCCCUCCGACGCCCCCACCGACCCCUCGUCAGAAGCAGCCCCAACAGCAGCAGCAGCAACAGUUGUCCGCAGUCACCCUGAACCACUACCUGAGACAGUAUUUGAGGCGACUCGGCUCAGAGUCCACCUGCAUUUCAUCGUGAGAAAUGAAAAAAAAAGAAAAAAGAAAUAAAUCCGAGUGUGUAGCUCUGCUCUGACAGGACUGGACGCAGUUUGAGAGUAUUUUGAGAAUUAUUAUCAUUAUUAGCGUUUCGGAAAGAACACGUGAAUAACAGGAAUUGAUUCGGUUAAUCAGGCUAGCUUUGGAUGUGUAGCCGCAAAACACUCACUAACUCACCAAGAAGCAGAUUCACUCUUUGUCAGACCCAACAAAUAAAAUUGAAUGGUUUCAAAUUCAUGGAUUACUUUUGAAUCGACUUGUCGCUCUCUCGGGUGUCCAAAAUGAUGAAACAAUUUUUUUCUCGUGCCGCAGUCGGGCACACGGGUUCCCAGCUGGCCCUAGUUACUAUUUAGUCAUUAAUGAAAUACGUGAAGUGGCUGACUUGUGAUUGCACGCGGAAUGUGAGUCAAGUGAAACAUGCUUGCUAACCUUAUUCCUGUUUUUUUUUUUUUUUGUAUUUUGUAUUCUGGAAUGAGGCAAAGCCAAAGUACGCCAAAUUGCCAUCGUGCAUUGCUUUUCGUUGUGGUGCUUUCUGGUGUCGUGCUACCGUGUAGCAGAACCAAGAAGCCGAUCCCUUGGUUGCUUUUCACAAGAAUAAUUGUAAUCUUACAACUUAUAUACGCAUAAUAUUCUAAACACCUGCCGCCGCCGCCGCCGCGCUGAUGCAUGAUUAUUUUCGAGUGUGAAUGCAACAGUUAUUUUCUCUCGUCACUCAAACUGAACUUUUCUAUGGUGAUUACAUUGCGAAACGGCAGUUUUUGAUACUUAAAGAAGUAAUAAACGCAGUGAAAAGUAAACGUUUAAAAGCAGGUUAAGAUGAUGUAAUUUUACAACUCAAAACAGGCACAUGUAAACUGUCAACUUUGUAUUGGUCUAAAAUGAAUACUGAUAAUGAUAAUAAUUGUAAACUGAACACGAGAUGAAACAAAACAAAACAAAAAAUUCAAUCUGCGCUUAUUUUUUAUGAAAAACGGCAAGGGAAAUCGCUUAACGUGUAUUUAUGAGUUACGGAAAGAGAAGAAAUACUAGUCACUGAAAACAAUUGCAUAAGUUUAUCCACACAGGAAGAAAAAUAGCAGAGAGUACGUGCUUUCACCAUUUUUGCUUCAUGAUAAUUGUAAUUUUAGCACCGCGCCUCAUCCUGUUUAUCUCUCUAUCUCUCUCUCUCACUCUCACUCACUCACUCACUCACCUAUCAAUCACCUUGUUUCUCUAAAUGUGCUCAUUCUUAACAUCAUUAUUACACUGAUGCUAAUUUGUCACUAUACUUGUAUUGCAGUUUUCCGUGAAAUUUGCACUCCUAUAUAUUACUUUGCCACUUUCAAGACAACGUUUUCAUUGUCCAAUGAAAACACCUUACUUAUUUAUUUUUCAAGUCACCAUUUUCGAACGACACAACAUGCGUCAUGUAUGCUCCCUUGCUCCCGCCACUCCACCUCUUUUCAGUCCACAUUCGUGCUGUUAAGUAAUUAUUAAUCAUUAAUUAAUGUGAUUUAUUAUUAAUGAGUAUUAAAUCUGUAAAAAAAAUAUGAAAUGUCUCCCAUUGUAAAAUAAAGCGAGUGUGUAAAAAUGUAAGAAGAAAAAUACUUAUGUAAAUGAGGGGAGUUCAUUUUUUGAGAUAAAAGAUAAGUUCAGUACAUGAUGAA